Messenger RNA from Yamadazyma jaroonii, 603 nucleotides. The record is from the annotation of a GenBank genome assembly. Lineage: Eukaryota; Fungi; Ascomycota; Pichiomycetes; Serinales; Debaryomycetaceae.
AUGAGGAAGUCUUUCUAUACUAGUAAAUCAUGGUUCAGUAGAUUAUGGUUCAAAAUCCCUAGUAACUUCAAAUAUGGAACAGGUUUAGUAGGAGUAGCCACUACAAUUGCAAAUGUUCAUCCUAACAUUCUCGUUACCCUCGGCCCACCAAUAGGUAUUUCAUCUUAUUUUACAUACAGAUUUUUAAUCGAAAGGCAGUAUAAGAAGGAUGUGAAUAUUGCUAAAACCAGUGAGAAGACCAUCAAAUUGGAAAAUUACGAUGAAACUGACAUAGAUCUUGUUCUCAAAGGUAUAAAUAAUGAGUUUGAAUACUUUAAAUCUAAUAUCUUGAGAGAGAUCCAUCAACUAGUUAACCUGAACAUCGACAAUGAUUCGAUUUUCGUCAAGGAUGAUCAGAUCAAUUAUAAGUUUGGUGAUUUUGAAAACUUUAUAGUAUCCAAUUAUGAUAGUAAGAAGUUCAUUAAGUUCUCAAUGAGUCUAUUUGAUAAAAGUACGGCUAAGAGACUAGGUAUUAUGGAAGUGUAUUUGACAGAGGUUAGUGAAGAUGAGUAUAAGGUGAAAUUGGUCAUCACUCCCAAUAAUGGGAAAGUAAUGGAGAUAUAA